GUAAUUACAUAUUGUGCAUAAGGUUUACGCCUGGGGUUAUAAAUAGGCCUGUUAGUAAUCCCAGGAGGCAUCCUCUAUUUUGUAACCUCUUUUCUGAAUAUUAAAAGUAACUCGCCGCUCUGCUCCUGACAUUUUUGCCGAACCUCGUUAAAUUUCUGUGUUCUUAUGAAUUUGUGUAGUUACUAUUUUUCUUCGCCCUAAUUUACUCAAUAACCAUACUGUACUAACCUUUUGUGAAGAGAUUAUAGUAAAGUCAAUAAUACCACUCCUUUGUUCUGCUCUUUGACGUUGAGAGAGAGAGAGAGAGAGAGAGAGAGAUGGAGGUCGGAGGAAGCGGUGCAGUCUGUAGAAACAUACUGGGACUGCCGAAAGAGUGCGUGUCGCAGGCGAUAUCGCUAACUUCUCCCAGAGAUGCGUGCCGAUCAGAGGCUGUAUCGGCAGGGUUUCGAUCGGCGGCGGUCUCCGACGACGUGUGGAAGCGUUUUUUACCGUCGGAUUACGCUGAUAUCCUCGCGCGAGCAGUCGAUCGAGUGGAAUUCGAUUCAAUGAAGAAUCUCUAUUUCCGCCUCAGCGAUCCAGUUCUCAUUGACGGUGGGAAGAUGGGAUUUUAUGUGGACAGAGAGACGGGAAUCAAGUGCUUCGUCUUGCCGGCGAGGGAGCUUGGGAUUGCGUGGGGGGAGACUCCGGAGUAUUGGACAUGGAUUCAUCACCCUGAAUCAAGGUUUUCGGAAGUUGCUGAGCUAACGAAUGUGUGCUGGCUGGAGAUCCGAGGCAGGAUUAACUCGCGGAUGCUCUCCAAACAGUCAAAAUAUUCAGCCUAUCUUGUAUUCAAAUUAUCAAAUAGUGCAUGGGGUUUUAGGUAUCCUCCUCAGAAGGCGUCGGUUGUCGUAGGAACUGACGUCUCGAAUUUGUCAGUUUGCCUGAUGGAUUUAGAAGAGCUUCUGCAUGAUCAACCAGAGGAGCUGCAGGAUGAUUUGCCUGAUGCGGCGGACGAGCCUCAGUAUGAUCGAUGGGGAAACCCACUUGAAGAAGCACAAGAUGAAUCAGAAAUGGUAGGAGGACCAAAGACAAGGCAGGAUGGGUGGCUAGAAGUUUUAUUGGGGGAGUUCUACAAUGAAGAGGGAGAUGAUGGGGAGGUUGUCAUCUCUUUAUUGGAGACCGAAAGCCUGCACUGGAAGGGCGGCCUUAUUGUUCAGGGAAUUGAGAUCAGGCCUGCGAAUGAGCUUGAGCGCAAGGUGCAAACGCUUCAGACGGAGGCAACUACCCUCUCAGCACAGCUCACUCUGCUACAGGUGGUUUAGGCGAGUUCAGCCUUACACUUGUAAUUUUUUCUGAUUUACAAUAAGAAUGUGAUGAUUUUGGAACUUAACUAGAACUCAACGAGGACAUUGUGUGAAUUCUCAUGAGCCAGGUAUAAAAUGAAUGUCAUGGUUUGAAAUAAUAUUUGGUUCCAUAAACGCCGCCAUAACUUUCUUUGCGGUUAGUGGAGAAAAGGUUGCUUUUGCCAGAACUCUGAUGUUGAAUAAAGUUCCAUAAGUUCCAUAAGUUCCAUAAAUUCAUAAAUCUUAUUCGACAGGACAUACUUCUUAUUGCUGCCCCAAGAAUUAUUUAUCUGUAGAUGAUGUGCUGUAUCUUUGGGAGCUAUGCAAAUAUUCAUAAAACUUCAAAAUUUAUGUAUUAGAUAUGUAAAUACAUAAGAUUGUGUUGCAUAUUGGUCUUUUUUUCAGUUUGUGUUAGAUAUGUAAAUACAAAGUUCUUAUUCAUAAACAGAUGGUUGUUAUAUUAUUCUUUUAAACAAUUUUACAAAACAGGGGUAUUAUUGUCUUUUUUCAUAAACAGCUGUCUGACAGCUGGUUUCACGCAGCUGCACCAAACAGA
Messenger RNA from Phalaenopsis equestris, 1878 nucleotides. Its product is annotated as F-box protein PP2-B10-like. NCBI's taxonomy places the organism in Eukaryota, Viridiplantae, Streptophyta, Magnoliopsida, Asparagales, Orchidaceae. The record is from RefSeq and is a predicted model, not a curated record. Gene Ontology annotation, molecular function: protein binding. The transcript has 5 exons. The coding region runs from base 318 to 1301 and encodes 327 amino acids.